This is a messenger RNA of Annulohypoxylon maeteangense, 936 nucleotides long. RefSeq lists its product as uncharacterized. Lineage: Eukaryota; Fungi; Ascomycota; Sordariomycetes; Xylariales; Hypoxylaceae. The transcript is spliced from 4 exons. The record is from RefSeq and is a predicted model, not a curated record. Bases 1 to 936 code for a protein of 311 amino acids.
AUGGCGUCUAUGUGCUUGCCCGAAAUCUUACUUAUCCUUGGCAGAAAAAUCCAUAACCGCAAUACACUUUUCAACCUCUGUCUCGUGAGCAAGGCCUUCAAUGAAAUAUUCUCAGGAUACUACUACCAAGAAAUCUCCUUCUGCGAACAUAAUGUCUGCUGGCUCUUCGACGUUUCUAAGUUUCCCCUGGUCGCCUCAAACAGAAGAUGCCUUAAACAUGUCAAACACUUUACGUUCUAUGUCUACGUAAACAAAGAUCUGAAUACGGUCGACCCCAUUCAAGCUGUCAGCCACCCAAACGAGAUGUGCCAGAGUUUAACAUGGUGGAUACAAAUUAGCAAUAACUUAGCAUAUUUGUUACCUCUUAUGCCACAUCUGGAGAGUUUCACGUGGGUUGGGUAUCCUCUAUAUCACCGAAUAGUCAAGAACCUACAAAAACACUACCCAGGCUUGAAGUCUCUCACAGUGGUGGAACCACAGAACCGCAAUCUGAGACAGGAUCAAAAAGUCAAUUUCUUCCAAGUUCCCAUUCACGCGCCAGAUAGAGGCCAAUGGGGGCUUCUAACCAAUGGCAAAGGGGGAGUUCCGCUGCUGCCCCCAUUCGGAAACCUCGAACGAUUACACCUACAUCAUAUAUGGGGAAUGGACCUAGGUCUCUGGCGAAACAUGAGCGUACAGGUACUGAUCAACUCACCGCGCUUGCUGGGCUUUUUGGUGUCUGGUUCGACCCGUUGGCGGCUCUCGCAUCACGACAUGCACCAAAAUGACCCGGCGCUCCACCCAGCCCAUUUCCUACGAGAGCUUUGCAAACGCUAUCGCAAAUCGGCCGGCAAGCCCCUAUCUCUUAAAUGUGUGCACCUGGGCCAUUACAUGUUCGUGUUGCGCGCUGGAAAUAGCCCAAGACGAUUUCGACCCGAAUUUGCAGACGAGCACUAG